UCUAGCGACUAAAAUCAGGCUGGUGACCGCUCUCAGGUUUUUCUCUGUUUCGAUAUUGGAGAGACGCGUCGCGCACACAUGACACUACUCUACAGCGAGUAUACUUUCAAGUAGUGUAACCCAACAACAAGUCGUACGGAUUUUCCAAACAACUCGACGACAAGUCUUCGUAUGUGAAGUCGCUCGUCGAGUUGCAUAGAAGAAAACGGAAGUGUCACGCCCACCUAACCUAUAAGAACCGUAAGAAAGUGUCAAUUUCGCGAACAUCGAUAUUCAGCAGGUGAGAGGAAGGCAUCGAACGAUCGAGAUAUUAGGAGGUACUAAAAAUGAAAUUCAGAUUCCUUGGCGAUGGCGACUGUCCAGACUGGUUACUGGCGGAGAUCAACACGCUUUCGCGAAUGACUUCAAUUAAGAUGAAAAUACUAGGCCAAACAGUAGCUAAGUAUCUGACCGAGGGAGAACUGAAUGAGGAGAAAGUAAAAAAGAUCACGCAAGACGCUAACCUCGAUAUAGGUGACGCGAAGGCGAUGGUAGCUGCGCUCGAAUUGAUCUUUACAUCUUCCGCCCGAUACAGCGUUUCCGCCGCCGAUUUGAACAGUGAAUUGCAACAAUUGGGGCUUCCACGAGAGCACAGCACUGCCGUGGCAAGACUUCAUACUACUCAUUGUCCUCAGAUCGCGGUUGUUCUUUCGUCUCAAUCUUUGAGAGUCAGUCGCGUGUCCUCUAUCGAAGUACUGCCUUGCGAUAGCGCAUCGCCCGUUUCCACCGUAACAUUAAAAUUGAAAAAGUAUUACGGCCAUGAGGAAGAUUCCACUAUAAAUAUCUCGAAAGACGACGUGCAAGUACUAUUAAAAGAAUUGAGAAGAGUGCAAGCGCUAAUGUUAGGUUUGUGAAUAUACUGUUGCGCUCAUUCAACGCUCGCGUUCAGGCAAUAAAUGAACAACUCGUUUAAAGCUCUUGAGUAGUCUCCGCGGCUAUGUUGGAUUGAUGAUGUCAGAAGCGAGGAAAACUAUGCCCAAAAUUCCUGUAAACCAUGGUUAAAUAAAAAGAUAUAAAUUUAUUCAAAUGACACUCGCAAUCUACUUUGUAUACUUGUGAAAUGCUCUUCUUUUGCCGAAAUAACUCUUACAUAAUCGCAAAAUAAAUGCGAUAAAUCGUCUCGUUUUAACAAGAAGUUAUUCGUGCGACUCGAUGUCGAAUAUGACUGUAAGAACUAUUUGUACGCAUUGAAUAUCACAAUAAGCAUAGUGUCUGGAGCAUUUCCGUACUUCUACAAUUGUGUCACGUGUGACAUACACGCACUACAUUCAAUAGUAACGCUGUGGUUUGCAGGAAAAAAUUAAUCGUCUGUUUACAUCGUUACGUCUAUUCGUUUUCGACCAAUUUUUGCACUGGUGCAAUAAAUUUGUAGAAAGAGGCAAAUAUACUUUCUUUCACUUUAUCUCUCUUUUAUUGAAAUAGUGUGCAUUAGUGCAGAAGUUCUUCGGAAACUGACAGAUUAAUUUUUUUCACCUAAUAUUUCAUCAUCUUACCGUUUUCAACUACCAUCAACGCGGAGUUCUCGGCUGACUACUCAGAAGUCUUAAGGCUCCUUGUACCUCGUCAUAUCGAAUUUGUGACGUCAGAAGCGAGGAAUGACACGCUGACGAAAGUUGCAUACCAUUUAAGUCCUUAAAAAUGUAUAAUAAAUUAAAAUAUAUAUUCGUAUCGCACUUCAGUCGCGAUUAUUUAUUCAAAUAA
Odontomachus brunneus is the source of this 1740-nucleotide messenger RNA. Its product is annotated as COMM domain-containing protein 4. The transcript is spliced from 9 exons. NCBI's taxonomy places the organism in Eukaryota, Metazoa, Arthropoda, Insecta, Hymenoptera, Formicidae. The record is from RefSeq and is a predicted model, not a curated record. Bases 327 to 893 code for a protein of 188 amino acids.